CAUUCCACAAACGUUCACUGCACCAGUUGCAGGUCCCCAGUUCACUGCUGACGGUGGACCGGUCUUUUGGCUCUGCAGCAGAUUCAUCCGGGGCUUCAUCAAGAUUAUCUGCUAGCGUUUCAUUUUUAAAACAGCGCAACAAGUGCGUCAUUCGUCGUCGCUGUGAACAAGUGAGUGGUGGAAACCAGCAGCAGCUAAGAAUCGAUGUAAAGUUCUUCCAAGUCACCAGUCAACGCUCGAACGUCAAGCCACAGAGACGUUGAAAUAUUUCAACGAGACUUGCUGAUCGUUGGCUCGAAAGCGAGUUUAUCCCGCGCGUUCACUGAAAGUUGCACUGGAAAUUUUCGUUUCCUACAACCUUCAAACUUGUGUGUUUGUGUAAUAUAGAAAAAAAAAGUCGGACAACUUUCGAAAAACACUCGGGCAAGCUAGCUUUCCAAUAGAAAAACGGCAGAGAAGAAAGAGCGCGAAAGGAAUGAAGACUGAAGCCGACUGGAAGUACUCGCCCGUUCUAUUAUGUCGGCCGGAUAUCCAUCCGUACGAUUUACCCAGGAUGAGACCGAGUUUCCCAAGGACGGAAGGACGACAGGUCCAGGAGGAGGAAUAUCGGAUCCGUACCUCGACGCUACGCUAUUGGCUCAUCGGAAUCCUGGCCGUCAGCGCCAUCCUGUUUAUCGUGAUGGGAAUUCUGGUGACGAUGUUCUUUUCCCAAAUCAUCGACAACUUUAUUUACAAGGAGCUAGUCUUGAAAGUUGGAGGCGAAACGUACGAAAUGUGGCGCAAGCCGCCCGUCGAGCCCCAGUUGAAGGUUUAUUUCUUCAACGUCACCAAUCCGAGGGAUUUCCUUCAAGGCGAGAAACCCAUUUUUCGCGAAAUUGGGCCUUACGUUUACAACGAACGAUGGGAGAAGGUUAAUUUCACCUGGCAUCCAAAUGGAACCGUCUCCUAUCAGCCGACCAGAACCUUCUUUUUCAACCGGGAAAUGUCCUAUGGUGAUGAGUCUGAUUUGGUGCAGACACUCAACAUUCCACUCGUCUCUGCAGCGGAUCAAAUGAAAUACGCCGUCAAGUUGACUCGCCUCGCUCUCGGCUCAAUGUUGGGCGUCCUCAAUCAAGAGACCUUCACCGUUCGCUCCGUCCGGGAUCUCAUGUGGGGCUACAACGACAGCCUCUUCAAGUUGGCCAAGGAUGUGAUGCCUCCAGAGAACGUCGUGCCCCACGAUCUAUUUGGCCUUUUUGUUGGCAAAAACGGGUCGGCCAGCGACGGAGUCUUCACUAUUGCGACUGGCGCUAAAUCAAUGUCCAACUACGCCAUGAUUGAUAAUUGGAACGGAAUGACCAAUUUGCCGUUUUGGCAAUCCGACCAGUGUAACCGUAUCGUCGGCACAGACGGAACGGCUUUUCCACCGGAGCUGACGCCCAACACCACACUCCAUAUGUUCAAUCCCGAACUGUGCCGAGCCAUGCCGCUCGUCUACUACAAGGACGUCGUUCACAACGGAGUCGCUGGUUACCGUUUCGGACCUCCGAUCAACGCGUUCGACACGCCGGCCACAAAUCCCGAUAACGCUUGUUUCUGUCCCCCUGGCACGAUGGAACGCGAUGGCAAUUGCGGCAUCAAAGGCCUGUUCAACAUCAGCUCCUGCAAAUUCGGCGCCCCCAUGGCCGUUUCCUGGCCUCAUUUCCUUCACGGAGAUCCGAAAUUAGUCGAAGAUGUUGUGGGAUUGAAUCCAGAUAUUAAUCGCCACGGAUUUUUCUUGGAUUUCCAGCCCAAAUUGACCAUCGCCAUGUCAGCUGCAGCUCGUAUGCAGAUUAAUCUUAUGCUGUCCAAGGUAGAAGAUAUCAAACAGGUGGUUGGACUUCGUGAAAUGGCAUUUCCGCUCUUCUGGUUUGAAGAUGGUAUCGACAAACUGCCAGAUGAUGUGAGCCAAAAACUGAAAAUGGUGGCCGAGAUGCCCGAAGCAGCCCGAGCUGGAAUCUCUUACUCUAUGUUCGGUUUGGGUGGUAUUCUGCUCUUUUGCGUGGCCCUGAUGAUCUGGAAGCGGAUGAAGAGCAAGUCGUACGGUGCUGGGGGAGUCAACAACGCCGACGUCGAGUUUGAGAAACGGACCGACGCCGUCACCGUUCACAAGACCAACGGCAAAAGUCGGCCUGCAGAAGAUUCUGAUCUCCCCCGAUAAGCUUUCUUCUCCCGGUCAAAUGUUUUGUAUUUAAAUUACUAGUUUUGUCUUCUUUCUUUCUCCCAUCUUGCUCCAAUUCAAUUAAUCGAGUUCAACAGUUCCGCUCAGAUAUAGACUCCUCCUUCUAUUUCUCCACUUAUUUGGCCAUUGUGUAAUGACGAGCGUGUGUGUGUAGUGCGUUUGCGUGUGUGUGAUUGUGUGUCGAUGGUUUGUACGUGGUGCCAAACGAGUGGUGUGGACUUGUUUUGUAGACAAUUCCGAUUGUGACAUUGGCGAUUUCUCUCUCAUGACUCUUGCGAAAUCUAUUAAUCACCCCAUGUAUAUCAUAAAACUAUAUAGAGAGAAUGGAAAUAUCACACACUCAUCGAUUUUUGCUCCCUCCUCCUCCCUUCUUUGUUUGUUUCAGUGGUUUUACUACUCCCAUGUCUAUCUUGUAGAGAUUAUCGCGACUUGUAUCUCCACGUGACAACAUUCCUCGAAUAUUCUUUCCUUUGGGGAAUAACAACAAGAGAAAAAGAAAAGAAAAAAAAAACAAUCGAAAAAUAGCAUUCAUUUUCACAGUGAAAUAGUUUUUCGUUUCUUUUUUUUUUCUAAUUAUUUUUUCAAAAAAGUAAUGCGCUCAAAUGUUUCGUGCCUUUCAUUAUUUUGCUGGUCCCGUGUUUUAUAUAGUAGUUAUAAUUUGUUUGUUUUUUUUCCUCUUUCUUUGAUGUCGUGCUCUCUCUCACAUAUCUCGUAAUUUCGUUACGGACGAACGAAUGAAAUGAAAUUCCCAAGGACCCAAUAAGACGAUGACCGUGAAUGAGCAAAUGUUGAUGAAUGAACCAGCCGUUUCUUUUACGAAAUAAAUAAAAACUCAAAAUAAUUAAAA
Molecule: messenger RNA, 3047 nt
Organism: Daphnia pulicaria
Lineage: Eukaryota; Metazoa; Arthropoda; Branchiopoda; Diplostraca; Daphniidae
Product: scavenger receptor class B member 1-like
Exons: 10
Coding region: 476-2179 (567 amino acids)
Cellular component (GO): membrane; cytoplasm; lysosome
Molecular function (GO): scavenger receptor activity
Source: RefSeq, a predicted model, not a curated record